Molecule: messenger RNA, 963 nt
Organism: Rhodotorula graminis WP1
Lineage: Eukaryota; Fungi; Basidiomycota; Microbotryomycetes; Sporidiobolales; Sporidiobolaceae
Exons: 6
Coding region: 1-963 (320 amino acids)
Biological process (GO): peptidyl-lysine dimethylation
Molecular function (GO): protein-lysine N-methyltransferase activity
Source: RefSeq, a predicted model, not a curated record
AUGUCGCGCCCUUCUUCGCCCAGCACCGCGUCCGACGACGACGGCUUCGGCGCCGUCUUCGAGGAACCAGCCGACUUUCGCCCUGCGACCCCUCCUCCGACCGUCAAGUCGUACAAACGCAGAAAGUGCGGCGGCCUCCUCGACCAAGUCGGGCCCGACUCUGUCGAGGUCGGCCUCGUCUCGGGCCACCCGCUCUGGGGCCACAUCCUGUACCCGGCAGCCAUCGCCAUGGCCCGCUUCCUCGAGCUGCACGCCGCGACCCUCCUCCACGGGCCUGCCGGCAUGGGCAAGGGCAAGGGCAAGGCCGUCCUCGAGCUCGGCGCGGGAGGAGGCCUGCCGGGAUUGACGGCCGCACUCGAGGGCGCGGGCAACGUCGUCAUCUCGGACUUUCCCGACGCGUCUCUCGUCCGCAACCUCGAGCAGAACGUCGCGCUCAACGUGACGGCGCUCGACUCUCCCGACGUCGCCGACGCCUGCGCCAAGGGCUUUACGUGGGGCACGGCGCCGUCUGCGCUCCUCGAGCCGCUCAGCACCGACUCGUCGCGCAAGUUCGACCUCAUCCUCUUGUCGGACCUCGUCUUCAACCACUCGCAGCACGCCGCCCUCCUCGCCUCGUGCCUCUCGUGCCUCGCCCCUCGAUCUCCGUCCUCCCCUUCCUCUCCUCUCUCGUCUUCUACUGCCCCGCCGUCGUCCUCGUCGACGGCGGCCGACCCAGCCCAACCGCCCGUCGACCUUUCGCGCCCCGACACGCUGCGCACGCCCGCCGUCCUGUGUUUCUUCUCGCACCACCGGCCCUGGCUCGCGCAAGCCGACGUCGGCAUCCUCGACCUCGCGCGGCAAGCCGGGUGGGCGUGCGAGAAAGUGUGGGAGGACCCCGAGGCUGGGCCGGCGUUCCCGGAGGACGGCGGCGACCUCGCUGUGCGCAGCACCGUGCACGGCUGGAUGUUCACGCGCUCAGAGUAG